Molecule: messenger RNA, 344 nt
Organism: Paramecium sonneborni
Lineage: Eukaryota; Ciliophora; Oligohymenophorea; Peniculida; Parameciidae
Source: the annotation of a GenBank genome assembly
AUGCUUUUUAUUGUGAAUCUAACUAUCAAAAGAUCUGGUCAAUUAUCACCAUAAGUUUAUAUUUCAAUAUUAACUGCUAUUUUCACAGCCUUAUCAUCUUUUUAUAAGUAUUAAUUUUCAUUAUUUAUAUUAGAUUUUUGUCAAUAAGACCUACUAAUUUACUUUAAGAAGAUUUUGAUACAUUGGCUUUAAAGUAAAAUGCUAAUUAUAAUUUACAAACUAAAUAAUGCUUACAAGAAGAAUAGUCUUAAAUAUCAAAUUAUAUAAGUUUAUUCAAAAAUCCAAAUCAUGAAUUAAUCCAGAUUGAAUAGUCAGAAGAAGAAAGACAAACACUAUUAAAUUGA